Molecule: messenger RNA, 1011 nt
Organism: Prunus armeniaca (apricot)
Lineage: Eukaryota; Viridiplantae; Streptophyta; Magnoliopsida; Rosales; Rosaceae
Source: the annotation of a GenBank genome assembly
AUGUCGCCGGUGGCAGGAAACAAGGGCUCCAAUGGGUUGCAGGGUAGGCAUUAUCCUGCACCCCAUGCUACCCAUGAGGAAGUUGUCAAAGACCCUGUUGUUUUCUGGGACACUCUCAGGCGCUUCCACUUGAAGAUGAAUACCAAGUUUAUGAUCCCUGUGAUUGGAGGAAAGGAGCUAGAUUUGCACAUAUUAUAUGUAGAGGUAACACGGAGGGGUGGCUUUGAGAAGGUUGUUGCAGAGAAGAAAUGGAGGGAAGUGGGUGCCAUUUUCAUGUUCUCCCCAACAACAACAAGCGCUUCUUUUGUGUUGAGGAAACACUACUCAACUCUUCUCUACCAUUAUGAACAGGUUUACUUCUUUAAGACACAGGGUCCUUUAUGUACCCCUACAGCUACUGCAUUUUCCAUUAGUAACCGUUCUGAGUCUGCAGACAAACCUGAGCUUGCUCUGGUGGAAUAUUCCCCCAAACACAUAAAAGAUUGUCCGCAUGUCAUUGAAGGUACGGGAACCAUUGAUGGGAAAUUUGACUGUGGCUAUUUCAUAACUGUGAAAUUGGGUUCGGAAGUUCUCAGCGGAGUUCUCUACCAUCCUAAUCAGCAGCCUCUACCUGGUCCUUCUUCUAAUCCAAUUAGUCCAGCUCCCCAACCUGUUAAUGCCAUUGUACCAUACACCAAAAGAUCUUGUCGUCUUUUGGGUUCGAAGAGGAGGAGGAGGAGAAAAAGGGGAGAUCCCAACUAUCCAAAACCCAACAGGAGUGGCUAUAAUUUCUAUUUUGCUGAAAAGCAUUACAAGCUCAAGUCCCUCUACCCAAACAGAGAAAGGGAGUUUACCAAGAUGAUAGGCGAGUCUUGGAGCAAUCUCACUGCAGAAGAGAGGCUGGUUUACCAGAAUAUUGGGUUGCAAGACAAAGAAAGAUACAAGAAAGAGUUGAAAGAGUACAAGGAGAGUAUGAAGCUCGGGAGUCAGGCAGACCAUGGAAAUGAACAAAAGUUGAUCACUAGAGCUUAA